AUGGAUGACCUGCAAAUCGGGGAACAGAGGCCAUCGCAGCUAUUCAGACGGAUGGCCGAGGCAGGCAAAAAUGCAGGUGUAGCAUUGUCCACGGUAAAGAUGCUAUGGCUAAGGAGAUUACCCACACCCGUAAGAACAGCUUUAGUGGCUCACGAACAGUUAGACGCGGAAAAACUCGGGGCGAUUGCGGAUAAGGUACAUCAGACCAUCAAACAGGGGGUUAUAGCGGAAGUAAAAGAAGAGGCAAAGGAUAGCAACCUGAUACAUGAGACAAAGAGAAUGACGGAGAAUUUCGAGCAGCUGCGCGGCGAGGUACAGCAAAUCAGAAGCCAAGAGAGGACAAGAACAAACUGGUCAGCAGGCAGAGGAGCCACAACGUCAUUCAGACCUCCACAACAACGGCAACGGAGAAGGUUAUGCGCAUACCACCAGCGAUUCGAAAAGUUCGCGAGGAACUGUCAGCAACCCUGUGACUGGAGAAGCAGACCACCACCCCCCCCCCUGUCGGUUAUCAGCGGCAAGGUCCAGCGAGUUGGCAAAGACAACAGGAAAACUAAAACCGACGCGCCCUGUAGCGGCAGUGGGGGGCGCGUCGUUUUUAGACAACCACCGCCUGUGCAUCCAAGAUCGAAAAAACGGCAUAUCAUUCCUAGUAGACACCGGCGCAAACGUAUCCGUAAUACCCGCAAGCAAGGUCAUGGCACAAUAUCUCCAUCUAGGCCCACAUCUCCAAUCCAUCCAGCACUUGCUAUGACUGGAGAAACAACACCUCGUCGGAUGAGAGUUCGCAACAGAACAUCACCUCGACUACGAGUGAGGCCAUCUCACAAAGAGCAGGCGACACAGCAUUUUCUGCAAGCCGAGGCAUUUUGGCAGCAGUUUAAAGCUCAAUAA
Molecule: messenger RNA, 894 nt
Organism: Arctia plantaginis
Lineage: Eukaryota; Metazoa; Arthropoda; Insecta; Lepidoptera; Erebidae
Source: the annotation of a GenBank genome assembly